This is a messenger RNA of Scedosporium apiospermum, 876 nucleotides long. RefSeq lists its product as uncharacterized. The record is from RefSeq and is a predicted model, not a curated record. The transcript is spliced from 3 exons. Bases 1 to 876 code for a protein of 291 amino acids. Lineage: Eukaryota; Fungi; Ascomycota; Sordariomycetes; Microascales; Microascaceae.
AUGUUGCUCACUUCAGCUCUCGGUAUCCUCGCUCUCUGUGGACACGUUGGCAACUCUGUCCUAGCGCAGACGCUCAAUGACCCAGAUGGGCUGGUCAACCUGCGGAAUCUCGCUCAAGAAAUAGAGAGAAGCGUGCCCGACAAUAAAUUCAGCACGGUCAAUCCAGCGACAAAGUCUAUCGACGAAGUCUAUGAUGUAGACGUUGAUUACGGCAAUUACUUUGAUGGAGAUCCAGCUCAUGCCCCAGAGCAAACCAGUACCAACGGUAGGAGACGGGCAAUUCUGUUUUCGAACUCAUCAGACUUUCGUAACUGGACGUGGGACCGGGAUCACAAAGUUCAUUUUGUCUGCCACUCUCAAGGUGGAAACACGGUGCGCUACCUCAUUAGUCUAAUGGCCCAGGGCGCGGGAACUCUGCAUCGCGCCUACUUUACGGAGGCAGGGAGAGAUGACUGGACUAUCUCCGUCACAACCCUGGGAACCCCUCACAGAGGAACGACUGUCGUAAAUGCCCUGGAGAGUUUCCUUUCUGACCUGGGUUACGAUCUUAUACUUCCUAGUCCAGGGAGAUACAUUCCACGAAAGGACGUCAUGCCACUAUUGCUACCGAGUGUCUACGCAAUGGGAAGCCAGGAGCUCACCUCGGCACAAAGGAAUAUCCUAGGCCCAAACCUGGGGGACUGGUACCAGAAUGACGGGAUCGUUAACACUGAGUCCAUGAGCGGCCCAGACAACUUCGUCAGAGGCAUCAACUCCCUACCGGAUUUCAACUUUAGCGUUGCCGAAAAGCGGGGAAUCUACUGGCACUUAGGCGUCAAUGAUCGAAUGGACCAUGCCGAUGAGAUUGGCGUGUUCAUCGAGCAGAGCACGGUAUGA